UAUACGCGUGCGUAGUUUAGAUUUCUGACAGCAAGGAAAUGUUGACGCCACGGUUGCGGAAAAUGUUGUGAGCUAUACCCGUUAUAUUGCAUUUAUAUGGUGUUGUUGUACAUACGAGUAUACAUUGAGUGAACGGUAUUAAAUCUUCGCGUCCAGUAAAAUGGUCGCAGUUGACGCUUCUCCAGCUAGCUUAGUUUAGCUUGUUCGCUGGGGAAAAGGACACGGAAGUGAGCCAUCCGUCACGAAAACACAAACAGAAAAUGUAGUGUUGCGACUGUGUUCCAACGUGUUGAAUCCAGAUGCCAAGACCCUCUCUGGGACUGUUAAAGAAAAAAACGACAGUGCAGUACGAGGAGGAAUUUCAGUCCGAACAAAAGAAGAGAACGAGCGACAACAUCAUAGAGUAUCAACGUUGUCGUUUUCAACUGACCAGACGCCAGGCAAGAAGAUUUUCAUCCUGAGCAGCAGGGGAGGAGCUUCAGGAUGGAGCAGGAAGAGCCAGAGUCUCCCUUUAUCAAAGAGGAAGAUGAGCAACUAGAGUCCACCUGCAUGAAAGAAGAGAAAAAUGUGUGGAGCAGUGAGGAGGGAGAGCACCGUCCAGAGCUGGAGUUCCCAGUGAUUCACAUUAUUGUAAAAAGUGAACACGAUGAAGAUGGAGAUCAGGGGUCACAGUUUCACCCCGGUCAAUGUGAGAAGAAUGGAGGGGCGGAGCUUCCAAGCAGCAGCUCAAGUCAAUACAUGACAACAGAAGGAGAUGGAGACCACUGCGGAGGAUCACAAGCAGACAGUCUUUCAGUGCAACUAUCAGAUAGUGACGACAUAAAGUCACACUCACCUGACACUGACGAUGAACACUCAAGAGUUGAUACGACCUGUCACACUGACAUCCAACGUGUUAAAUGUCCCCACUGUGACAAAACUUUUGGCAACAGGAAGAAUCUAACAAGACACAUGAAGUGUAAUACGGGAGGAAAAACGUUCAGUUGUACAGUUUGCAGUAAAAGCUUCUCCAUAAAGGGAAGUUUAGUUGCGCACAUGAGAACACACACGUGAGAGAAACCAUUCCUUUGCUCAAUCUGUGGGAAACGUUUCUCCAUCAGGGGAAAUUUGCUGAUUCACACGAGAACGCACACUGGAGAGAGACCAUUUGCAUGCCCAAUCUGCAAGACGAGUUUUGGAGUUCACGCAGUACUGAUGAAACACAUGAGAACGCACACGGGAGAGAGACCUUUUGCCUGCUCAGUUUGUGGGAAACGAUUCUCGGACAAUUCACAUUUGAUAACACACAUACGAUCACACACUGGCGAAAAACCAUUUUCCUGCUCAAUCUGCAAAACAAGUUUCAGUGAUCGUUCAGGAUUGGUUAAACACACCAGGACGCACACUGGGGAGAAACCUUUUACCUGCUCCUUUUGUGGGAAAAGAUUCUCCAUCAAAGGACAUUUGAAAACACAUGAAAGAAUCCACACAGGGGAGAAACCCUUUUCCUGUUCCAUGUGCGACAGAAGUUUUUGUGAUCGUUCAGCAUUUGUCCGCCACACGAGAACGCACACUGGUGAGAAAGUGUUCAGUUGCAGUUUGUGCAAGGAAAGAUUCUCUUACAAGUAUCAAGUGGACAAACACAAUUGCGCUGGCGAGAAUAGCGGCAGUCACAAAGCUGCACCCCACUGAACAAACUGAACAUUUGGACAUUAUAAGCAUCAAUGCUGUGUCAGCGAGUAAAGCUGCCACAACUUCCUUUUUUGCUGCGUUGCAUUUGGUUUAGGACUGGACGUUGUGCAAUUUGUGUGUCAUUUGUUCUAUCCAUUUUCAAUUGACAGUCAAAAAUGAGAAAUGGCAGAUUAAUCCAAUUCAAAUUUCAGUGACGGGUCAAAAAUACAAAUACAUGGUAAAAUGGGUCACAGGGCCCUAAUGUGAUUUAAAAUGUUGAAUUUGCUACCCCGAAGUUUUGGUAAUAAUCUUCGUUAUCUGGAGUAAAACUGGUGUGAUUUUUUUUUAAAUUACCUAUUGCACAACUGGAGACAGAAGUACUGUAUUACUACGAAGGGGAACACUUGUAAUUUGGUUUUGAAAUAUGUGUGUGUGUGUGUGU
This is a messenger RNA of Hippocampus comes (tiger tail seahorse), 2092 nucleotides long. RefSeq names its product gastrula zinc finger protein XlCGF52.1-like. Lineage: Eukaryota; Metazoa; Chordata; Actinopteri; Syngnathiformes; Syngnathidae. Gene Ontology annotation, molecular function: DNA-binding transcription repressor activity, RNA polymerase II-specific; RNA polymerase II cis-regulatory region sequence-specific DNA binding. The transcript is spliced from 2 exons. Gene Ontology annotation, biological process: regulation of immune system process; regulation of cytokine production; negative regulation of transcription by RNA polymerase II. The record is from RefSeq and is a predicted model, not a curated record. Gene Ontology annotation, cellular component: nucleoplasm.